Miniopterus natalensis is the source of this 2731-nucleotide messenger RNA. Lineage: Eukaryota; Metazoa; Chordata; Mammalia; Chiroptera; Miniopteridae. The record is from RefSeq and is a predicted model, not a curated record.
CUGGGAGGCAGAGGGUCCGUGAGCACAGUGCUGGAGACACAGCCGCCACCCUCUUCGCCUGCCGGCACGCCCUCCCAGACACGCUUCUCAUCUACGGAUCCUCCCCAACCAGCUUUUGCAAGCUCCCUUCUUCGUGCUUGCUGAUCCUCUUUCCCCUUCAGGCUCACAGCGAAGGCAGCAGAGAAGUGCCGGAUUUGGGCACAUGAGGCCCGCGAUCCUCGGCUUUCGGGAGUCUGUGUCACCUCGCACAGUGUUGGAAAUCAGGCGGGAGGAAUAGCAUGAAGACCCCUUUCGGAAAGGCGGCUGCAGGGCAGCGGUCCAGAACAGGCUCAAGGCAUGUCAGUGUACCUGUUACCGUGAUGAAGAGAAAGGCUGCACACAAGAAGCAGAGGAGCAGACCGCCCUCCCAGCCUCAGAGAAACAUCGUGGGCUGCAGAAUUCGGCACGGAUGGAAAGAUGGAGAUGAACCUCUAACACAGUGGAAAGGAACCGUUCUGGAUCAGGUACCUGUAAAUCCCUCUCUGUAUCUUAUCAAAUAUGAUGGAUUUGACUGUGUUUAUGGAUUGGAACUGCACAGAGAUGAAAGAGUGUCAUCACUUGAAGUCUUUCCUAAUAGAGUUGCAUCAUCUAGAAUCAGUGAUACACACUUAACAGAAAUUAUGAUUGGCAAAGCAGUGGAACAUAUUUUUGAGACAGAGGAAGGUUCCAAAAAUGAGUGGAGGGGGAUGGUCUUAGCUCAGGCACCUGUUAUGAAAACAUGGUUUUACAUUACCUAUGAGAAAGAUCCUGUAUUAUAUAUGUACCAGCUCUUAGAUGAUUAUAAAGACGGUGAUCUACGCAUCCUUCCUGAUUCCAAUGAUUCUUCUCCUGCAGAGAGGGAGCCAGGAGAAGUCAUAGACAGCCUAGUAGGUAAACAGGUGGAAUAUGCCAAAGAGGAUGGCUCCAAGAGAACUGGCAUGGUCAUUCAUCAGGUAGAAGCAAAACCCUCUGUGUACUUCAUCAAAUUUGAUGACGAUUUCCAUAUCUAUGUCUACGAUUUGGUAAAAACAUCUUAGAGGUCAUCUUGAAAUUUGCCAAACAUGAGAGACUAUUUGUAAAAUCUAUGCACACACAAAGUCUUGAUUGUUUUCCAGUUUGUAAGAACCAUCUUCUCCCUUUCUGCAUGCUUUUGCUUGGCAAAACAAAACAAAACAGGAACUUACACUCAGACAUUUUUGGAAGAAAUCUUUUGCCCGUCUCUCCAACCUUUUUUACAGGUUCCUUCCCACAGGAGAAUGAUUGACUUAUCUAAUUAAUGAGAAGGGUAAAGUCCUGACAUCCAUUGGCCCAUACUGUUAUCUUUGGUGGUGUUAAUAGGUUAAAUGUACCAGAACACCUGUUGCCUCAUUCUUUUGGGUGUGUGGACUCUCUUUACUCAUUGAACUAUGAAGCUUCCUGAGAUAUUCAGUAUGACUGGCUAAGUUUCUUUGAAACUCCAACUCUUCCCUCCAGGUAAUUUCAAAAUGUAAUUUGGGGAAGAGUGGGAAUCCCAUUUUGGUCUCCUAAGUUGCAUUUUCAUUUCUAACUGUACUGAAAGUAAGACUAACAUAUUGCUCCCUUUCUGAUUCUUGCAUCUAUUGCUGCUCAACUUGUUUCAAAAUCAAGAGGGCAAUUACUUUUCAUUUUAGUACAUAAGGAUAGGCUGAGAAACCUUAUGAAAUUGAUAAGAGGGCAAGCGUUUGUCAAGGUUUUUCAUCAGUGGCAUUAGGGCCUCUGUUGCCUGCAAUAUCCCUGGGUAGCACCUGUAGACAUGGAGUGGGUUUUAACAAACAGGCUGUGCAGGCAGAUGUUAGCACAAGUAGGCUUUGCCAACCCAAUGGAGCAUUAAGCCAGGCUCUAGCUAGAGUUCUCAGUCACAGGGUAAAGCCUGAGUUUAACAAGUGUUGUCAGGUCUGUCCAGGACCUCAAAAUGAAAAGAGCAAAAACCUGGAAUCAGGCUGAGAUACAGAUUUCUUUCCCAUACCAAGAGAAACUCUGAGAAAUUUUAGAUUAACUUUUAGAUUUGAUUCUUAGGAGACUUCUGAGUCCCAGCAUAUGAGGUGGGCAAGACACUUACUAGAACUAAGAAAGGCUUCCUUGUGUAAACUGGUGCACUCAUCUAUCAUGUUGUCCUAGCAGAACUGUGGAACAUAUAGAAUAGAAUCAGUGCCAUAUGAUCAAUAGGCUUAAUGAUGUUUUAAGAGCUUAAUGCUGGCAUCGGUAGGUAGAAAUCUAAUAGUUACUUGUUAGUGUUUUGUUUUUCAACUUUACCCUGUUUGUUGGCUGGUACUAAGAUACUCAUAUGUGGGUAAGGGUGAGGCCUACUGCAGCAGAAAAAUAAGUAAUGGAAUGGGUAAUGUGCCUUCCAUUAUUGACGGCAUCGGUGAAGGUUAACCAAAGCCUAGGAGAAACGGUUGAAAAAUAAGGUUUUGGAGAGAAGCACCUGGCAAAGGCCAACACUUUCUCAUUGGGUUUCUGUAGAAGUUCCAUUAGCAAUAACAGAUGGGCCUUGGACUUCUGAAAAUUUGGGGCUGGGACUCUGUGGCAACACAAACACUUGGUAAAUAUCUUUUAAAUUAGUUUAAGUUCACAAGUCAUGAACAGACAGACUAGCAUUCUGCUGAGGAUGAAACCAAGAAAGUAGUCUAUUUUCUCCCAUGUUUUCUCUACUUUUUUUUUUUAUAAUAUAUUUUUAUUGAUUUCAGAGAGAGGA